Messenger RNA from Penicillium maclennaniae, 693 nucleotides. RefSeq names its product ESCRT-III subunit protein DID4. The record is from RefSeq and is a predicted model, not a curated record. Gene Ontology annotation, cellular component: ESCRT III complex; multivesicular body. The transcript has 5 exons. Gene Ontology annotation, biological process: late endosome to vacuole transport; protein transport; endosome transport via multivesicular body sorting pathway. Lineage: Eukaryota; Fungi; Ascomycota; Eurotiomycetes; Eurotiales; Aspergillaceae. Bases 1 to 693 code for a protein of 230 amino acids.
AUGAAUGUUAUUGAAUGGGCCUUUGGCAAGCGUAUGACGCCUGCGGAGCGUCUGCGCAAGCACCAGCGGGCCUUGGAUCGAACACAGCGUGAGCUGGAUCGAGAGCGCACGAAGCUGGAGAACCAGGAGAAGAAACUUGUGCAGGAUAUCAAAAAGAGCGCCAAGAAUGGCCAGAUUGGAGCUUGCAAGAUUCAGGCUAAGGAUCUGGUGCGGACACGAAGGUCAGCAUACAUUCAAAAGUUCUACCAGAUGCGCACGCAAUUACAAGCUAUCUCGCUUCGUAUCCAGACUGUCCGGAGUAACGAGCAGAUGAUGCAGUCAAUGAAGGGCGCAACAAUGCUCCUUGGCAGCAUGAACCGGCAGAUGAAUCUUCCCGCCCUUCAACGCAUUGCGAUGGAAUUUGAACGAGAAAACGAAGUCAUGGAUGAACGACAAGAGAUGAUGGACGAUGCGAUCGACGAGGCUACAGGAAUCGAGGGCGAAGACGAAGAAGGAGAGGACAUUGUUAAGGAAGUGCUCGAUGAGAUUGGUGUCGAUCUGGGCAUGUCGCUGGGUGAAACACCUUCGGACAUACAACAAGCCGAAGCUGCCAGCAAGGCCCCUGUUGCGCAAGCUGUUGGUGGUGGUGGUGGUGGGGGCACUGAUGCAGGUGAUGAUGACCUUCAAGCAAGGCUGGACAGCCUCCGACGAUGA